Corapipo altera (White-ruffed manakin) is the source of this 839-nucleotide messenger RNA. RefSeq names its product methionyl-tRNA synthetase (gene MARS1). The annotation marks the transcript as partial. The transcript has 6 exons. The record is from RefSeq and is a predicted model, not a curated record. Gene Ontology annotation, molecular function: ATP binding; methionine-tRNA ligase activity. Lineage: Eukaryota; Metazoa; Chordata; Aves; Passeriformes; Pipridae. Gene Ontology annotation, biological process: methionyl-tRNA aminoacylation. Gene Ontology annotation, cellular component: cytosol; aminoacyl-tRNA synthetase multienzyme complex.
GACGGUUACCUGUGCGCAGGUACUCCCGUUUGCGUGGGUGGAACACGCUGUUCGUGUGUGGCACGGACGAGUACGGCACGGCCACGGAGACGCGGGCGCUGCAGGAGGGGCUGAGCCCACGCGAGCUCUGCGACAGGUACCACCAGGUGCACGCCGAUGUCUACGCCUGGUUCCAGAUCUCCUUCGACCACUUCGGCCGCACCACCACACCCCAGCAGACCAGGAUCGCCCAGGACAUCUUCCAGCGGCUGCAGGCGCGGGGCUUCGUGCUGCAGGACACGCUGGAGCAGCUCAGGUGUGGCUCCUGCGGGCGCUACCUGGCCGACAGGUUCGUGGAGGGCACCUGCCCCUCCUGCGGCUUCGCCGAGGCCCGCGGGGACCAGUGCGACCAGUGCGGGCGGCUCAUCAAUGCCGUGGAGCUGCAGAACCCGCAGUGCAAACUGUGCCGGGGGGUCCCGGUGGUGACGCCCACCCAGCACCUGUUCCUGGACCUGCCCAAGCUGGAGGGGCGGCUGGAGGCGUGGCUGGAGCGCACCUGGGCGGCAGGUGAGUGGACGCCCAACGCGCGGCACAUCACGCGCUCCUGGCUGCGGGACGGGCUCCGCCCGCGCUGCAUCACCCGCGACCUCACCUGGGGCACCCCCGUGCCCCUCGACGGCUUCCGAGACAAGGUGUUCUACGUGUGGUUUGAUGCCCCCAUUGGGUACCUGUCCAUCACUGCCACCUACACCGAGCACUGGGAGCGCUGGUGGAAGAACCCCGAGCAGGUGGAGCUGUACAACUUCAUGGCCAAGGACAACGUGCCCUUCCACAGCGUCGUGUUCCCCUGCUCCCUCCUG